GUUAGAAGCAAAGUGCAUAUAUGCUUUUUGACAACAAAACACAGCAUUGCCGUAUGCUCGACACUAGCUUCGAUAGCAGUGUGUUGGUGUGUGUUUUGAAACAAAGUCAUUGAACAAGACAGUCUUUUCGUGUUUUUCAUAUUGAAGUCAAAUUUCACUCUCUGAUUUUGUUUAUUUCGAGUUUCUUUUUCGAUCAAUUUGUCUUCGAUUCACAUGGAUUAAGCAGAAAAUUUGUGAAUUAUUCCAAAGAUGUCGUCGGUUCAACGAGCAUUUGCACAAAAAUUAUCCAAGCAUCAUGCGAGCGAUGUUAGGAAAAAUGUGGCCAAUUUUCACAUGAAUGCAAAAAGUGAAAGCUGCAGUUCGGCUGGAUCGUCGUCGGUGUCAUUGACUGAGCUGGUCGAACCAAUCGAUUAUGAGGAGUUUCUACAGCAGCAUUCAAACUUUAUCAGUCGCGAUCCACUGCGUCAUAUUUUGGAUUUUCCACCAUGUGACGUACAAAUGAAGCGAAUCGAGCGAAAAAUUCGCACAACCGAACCUAUUGUUCCCAAAGAAAAUAUAAAAUCCCUUCCGAUGCACAUUCGUGAAUGUGUCGAUUGUUACACUCGGCCAUGGAAAGUGGUUGAAUAUGCACAACGUAAUUUUUCAAGUUCGUGCUUGCUUCGUGAGCCUCGUAUCAGUUUUGACAAAGGUGCUAUGACACCGAGCGUUACCCAACAGGAGUUUGAAAUCGAUCGUGAGUAUUAUUCGUUGGACGAGACAUUGACGUAUAAAAGCGAAAGUUGUACGCCGAGCAGUCGCCAGUCUAUUUCGAGCUUAUCGUCCAUAUCGUCGUGUACCGAUACACUGACGCCGCGUGGAUCGUGGGCUAGUUUUGAUUUGCGGAGUUCAGUGAAUGAUCCAUUGAUUCAUGGUCUCUUGGAUCGCACGCCAGCCGAAACGAUUGACCAAAACAAUGAGAAACGCCGUUUGGAAGAUCGACAAGAGUCAAUUUUUACGUUGUACCAAGACGUUGAUGAUGAUGUUGUGGAGAAGAGAUUACCUGCGGAAAUGCCGUUCGAACACAUGGGGCAUCGUUUUCUAGUUAAAUGCUUGCAGCUCAAAUUGGAAUUGGAAGUGGAGCCAAUUUUUGCCUCAAUGGCCAUUUAUGAUGCAAAAGAACGAAAGAAAAUUUCCGAAAAUUUCUAUUUUGACAUGAACUCGGAGAACAUUAAGCGAAUGCUGACAUCACAUGUACCAUACACUGACAUCAGCACACAAAGCCGAACGGCCGUUUUUGAAGUCACAAAUCCGAGCAAUGAUUUAUUUUUGGUGAUUCGCUUGGAGAAGGUACUUCAAGGUGAUAUCAAGGAUUCGGUUGAGCCUUACAUCAAAGAUGACAAAGAAAAGUAUCGCGAUAAAGCCAAAUCAAAUGCAGCCGAUUAUUGUGAACGUCUUGGAAAGUAUCGCAUGCCAUUUGCCUGGACCGGCAUUUAUUUGACCAAUAUUUUCAACGGUGAUGGCGUUGAAACGUCCAAAGAUGAACGGGAACGAGACACAAUGGGAUCGGCCAACAGUUCAAAUAGUUUGGACCGGAAAUUGUCCACAAGUAGUUUCGAUCAAUUACGUCGCAAAGCAACUGAUAUGGGCACAUUGACGCGUCGUGGUUCACUGGAACGUAAAUCGGAAAAACGACGUUCAUGGUCACCAGAUGACUUUGCCAAUAAUAUUGAAAACUUCCGACCGAUUACGAUUACUGUGUCGAGCUUCUUUAAACAGGAGUCGGAGAAAAUGAAAGAUGAAGAUCUAUUUAAAUUUCUACCGGAGUUAAAACGACCAGCAUCAGUGAUGAAGAAAUACAAAUACAUUCCCGGUUCUAUCAAGCUAGAAAUCAGCCCAUGCCCUGAAAAUGUUUCGAAUUGCCUAACACCUGAACUGGCCAAAAUUGAUCCAUAUUUGGAUGAAAAAGCACGUCCCAUCAAAGAAAUUCUUGAAUUCCCCUCGUUGCCCAUCUUCAAUCCGCAUUACGUUUAUCGUAACCUUCUCUUUGUCAGCCCCAAAGAAUUGAACUUUUCCGCUCGUGCAGGUUCUGCACGUAAUAUCGCCAUUCAAGUCCAGCUGAUGAGCGGCGAAAACGCAAGCGAUGCGUUGAAAUUAAUUUUUGCCAAGAGUUCGUCGCCAGAAUUUGCAUCAGAGGCCUUUUCUUCGGUGAAUUAUCACAAUAAGUGCCCGAAUUUUUAUGACGAAAUUAAAGUUGCACUACCAGCUGACCUACAGCAAAAUCAUCAUUUGCUAUUCACGCUGUACCAUGUUUCCUGCCAGAAGAAACCACAGGAGGUUCAAACUUCAGUUGAGUCACCAGUUGGAUACACGUGGCUACCAAUUUUGAACGAUGGUAAAUUAAAUGUCGGUGAAUUUAUGUUGCCUGUUAUGGUUGAACAGCCACCAGAGAAUUAUUCGUACAUUCCGCCUGAUGUACAACUACCCGGAACAAAAUGGCUCGACAAUCAUCGACCCGUUUUCACAGUAACGAUUGAUGCAGUCACUUCAGUUCACACACUCAACCCGUUCCUUAAUCGAUUCAUAAAUUUGUGCGAGUAUUUGGAGAGCCGCAAAAUUCCGCCUCGCAUCGGUGAAUCGAAUAUCGAACGCGAAAUGAAGAAAGCAUUGCUUGAAAUUCAACAAUCCGAAUUGGAGCCUUUAGUCAAGAAUCUUGUGGUGAUUCUUGACAAAUUGGUCGAGCUAUUGGUGACGAUGUAUAAGAUAGGCAAUCAGUGCCUUGGCCUUGGACCCAUUGUUUUCGAAACACUUUGCUUGGUUUCGAAUAAAUUGGCGAUCUUGCAAGAGGAUGUAACAUUGGAUCAACCAGGACGACAGAGUUUGUUGAGUACAUAUGUGCAAUUCCAUUGCAAAAUACCGCAUCCAUUGACCGCCAAUAAAUCCGGACUGAUCGCCAGUCGAAGUGGCGAUGAGUUGGAGCGAACGAAUAGUACUUCCGAUAUAAAUUACAUGCCAGAAUCGAGUGGAGGAAGCUUAGAUCGUUUGCGUUCAUCUGAAUAUCAUGAUAGUUCGAUAUUCACACCGCAAGUUCGUCUGUUGCAUGAAGAGAUUGCCCUGCAUUGGGUCGUUUCAAGUGGCAAUGCUUCCGAAAUGUCGAUGACCAACUCAUGGUUCCUUUUUGAGCUGAUAAUCAAAAGCAUGAUUGAACACCUGGAUGCAACCCAGGCAUUGAAUUCGCCACGGAAAAACCGAUUCCCACAUCAGUUCACCGAUGAUCUUUCCACUUUGGUGCAUUUGGUAGCGACAAAAGUUGUUGGAUUCCAUAAUACGGACAUUAAAUUGGCACAAUCACUAAACGGUAGCUUGGCCUUCUUCGUUUUCGAUUUGCUGAGCGUUAUGGAUCGCGGUUUUGUAUUUGGGCUCAUCAAAGUCUACUACAAAGUUAUCAUCUCGAAAAGCAUCACCACACUCGAUCUUAUUCAUUACAAAUUGGAUUUUUUGCGUAUUGUGUGCAGCCACGAGCAUUUUGUAGCUUUGAAUUUGCCGUUUGCCACACCUUACACAUUGAUUUCAGCACCAUGUAGCCCAACACCCAGCACAGCAUCGAACAACAGCCAGAAUUCGUAUAUGAGCACUGUGGCAAGCAUCGACAAGGCAUUAUAUGCUGAUUUAAAUCCAGAAUUCCGCCAGCAACACUUCCUUGUCGGCCUCGUUUUGAGCGAAUUGGCUACCGUUUUGGAUAUUCCAAAUCCAUCACUUCACGGAAAGGCCAUUCGAUGUGUUCGCAACUUGAUGACCACACACGAUUCCGAUUCGCGUUACUCCGACUCCGAGACUCGAGCUCGCGUUGCUGUUUUGUACUUACCGCUGUUGGGCAUUGUUAUGGAUACCAUCCCGCAAUUGUAUUCGUACUUGCAGGAUUCACACGAUAGUUUGAGUCACAUCGGAUUUUUGGAGGAUUAUCAAGGACCUCAAAGUACUGUAGGAACGACAACAAUCAGUUCAGAGGUGGCCUAUGCGAUUUCAGGCAGUCGUUUAUAUUCAUUUUCUCCCGAACCAACGAAAAAUAAAUCAUCUUUGAGCUCAGAAAAUACACGUCAUCUCCUUUCCUGUUUCGCGUGGAUUUUGAAGAAUUUGGACAAAGGCGUUUUGCAUAAAUGGAUUUUAUCUCAGACACCGCAUCGUGUGCACCAAAUGCUGCAGGUGUUGAAUGUUUGCAUUCCAAGUUUCGAAUACAAAGGACAGAAGCGUCAUCCGGUGAAACGACAGAAUACCCAAAGUUUCCGUAAGACAUCCGAUAUGAAAGAGAGGCUGGAAGAAUGUAUUCGCGGCACUGGUUCAGCACGAAGUGACUUCAUCAAUCGUCGCAAAGAUCGAUCAAGCAGCGAAAAGCUUCGUUGGCGCAAAGAUCAAAUGCCUUACAGAAGUCAAUUCUACGAUAAUCCGACGAAAGGUGACGGCGACUCAGAGAUUAAUUAUUAUAUUGAGGGUUCGUUAGCAACCGAAAUGUCAUUGAUCAUUUUGGAUACACUCGAAAUCAUCGUUCAAGUGGCCGCACAAUCUGAAAUUCAUCAUGGUCUACUUGGAACAGUUGUGCGCGUUUUGUUACAUGGUUUGGCUCGCAACCAGAGCACGUUGGCAUUGCAAAACCUGUUUGCAACGCAACGAGCAUUGAUCUUCAAAUACCAUAAUUUCCUGUUUGACGAAGAGUCAGACACUUGUGCCGAUUUGUGUUUGCUUCUUUUGAAGCACUGUGGCUCUCAACUACCGUUAAUAAGAUCACAAGCGGCCGCUUCACUCUACUUGCUGAUGCGGCAAAACUUCGAAAUCGGAAAUAAUUUUGCUCGUGUGAAAAUGCAAGUGACAAUGUCGCUCAGUUCAUUGGUUGGAACGAGUUCAACAUUUAGUGAACAAUCGCUUCGUCGAGCAUUGAAAACGAUUUUAGUGUACGCUGAAUCAGAUGAAGAGCUACAGGAGACUUCAUUCCCAGAACAAGUUCAAGAUUUGCUAUUCAAUUUGCAUAUGAUCUUAUCGGAUACUGUCAAGAUGAAGGAGUACCAAGAAGAUCCAGAGAUGUUACUCGAUUUGAUGCAUCGCAUUGCCAAAGGUUACCAGAAUAAUCCAGAUUUGCGGUUGACAUGGUUGGAAAAUAUGGCCAAGAAACAUGUCGAACGCACGAACCACACAGAAGCAGCCAUGUGCUACGUCCAUUGUGCAGCACUGGUCGCAGAGUAUUUGAGUAUGCUAGAGUCACAAACGCACUUGCCCGUUGGCGCAGUGUCUUUUCAACACAUCACACCUAAUUCAUUGAUGGAAUCAGCUGUUUCGGAUGACGUUUUGAGCCCAGGAGAUGAUGGUAUAUGCUUAGGCAACCAUUUCACUGAAAUUGGCCUAAAGGCUUUGCUAGAAGAAGCGGCCAAUUCAUUCCAGAUCGCUGGAAUGUAUGAAGCCAUGAACGAUGUUUACAAGGUAUUAACUCCGAUUUGCGAGGCCAAUCGAGACUUCCAAAAAUUGGCCAAAAUCCACGGCAAACUGCAAGAAGCAUUCAAUCGGAUCGCACAAUUGCAUGGGAAACGAGUCUUUGGCACAUAUUUCCGUGUCGGAUUUUAUGGAUCGAAAUUCGGCGACUUGGAUCAACAGGAAUUUAUCUACAAAGAACCGACUCUAACAAAAUUACCUGAGAUUUUCAGUCGUUUGCAGAACUUCUAUGGGGAUCGUUUCGGUGUUGAAAAUAUUCACAUAAUCAAGGAUUCAAAUACGGUGGAUGUGACAACGCUUGACCCAGAAAAGGCAUACAUUCAAAUCACUUAUGUGGAACCAUAUUUCGAAGUAUACGAGCUACGCCAUCGUGAAACUUACUUUGAGCGCAAUUUCAAUAUCAAGCGCUUUAUCUUCUCCACACCAUUUACGAAAAGUGGCAAAGCUCACGGCGAACUGCAUGAGCAAUGUAAGCGGAAAACCAUCCUCACUACAGCAACUCACUUUCCAUACGUGAAGACUCGAAUCCAAGUCAUUGCUCGAUCCCAGAAAGUGCUGGAACCAAUUGAGGUGGCAAUCGAAGAUAUUCAGAAGAAAACCGUCGAACUUGCAGCAGCCACCAAUCAAGAACCAUCCGAUCCGAAAAUUCUGCAGAUGGUACUGCAAGGAUGCAUCGGCACGACCGUAAAUCAAGGUCCAAUGGAAAUGGCGUUGGUAUUUUUGUCCGGUCUAGCUGAUGGCACAACCAUUCCGACAAAACAUCAAAAUAAGCUGCGAUUGUGUUUCAAAGAUUUCUCCAAAAAAUGCCUUGACGCAUUGAAAAAGAACAAAAAUCUCAUUUCGGCCGAUCAAAAAGAUUAUCAAAAGGAAUUGGAAAGGAACUAUGCACGAUUUACCGAACGUUUGGCACCAUUGAUCACUAUUUCACCGACACAGACAAUGGGAGUGGUUAGCUCGAAUGGUUUCAGCAACAAUAACAAAUUCACGCCGCUACCGUGGUAAAUAGAGCUCAAUGACAUCAAUAAGAAUGGACCAAAAAAGGAGAAAGCAAUCAGCAAAAUAUUCGAAAUAGAAUUCAUGUUGUGCGAUCAUUCAAUCGACUUAAUUCGCCCAUGACAUUGCCAACGCGAGUGUGUUAUAAUAGAUUCAUUUAGCACGUUUAAAUGAGUAAUAUUAUUGACCGGAUUUGAGUUGAAGAAAAAAAAGAAGAUGUUUUCAAGAGGUCUCUCAACGCCAAACGAACAAAAACAAAACAACCCAUUAUAAUCCACGAUACGAUUUUUAUCCGAUCCAUUUUAUCUUUUAUCGACAUUGACCAAAUAUUAUAGCGUAUUAUAUGGCGAUAAUUCUGCCGGUCCAAAAACUCUCUGACGAGAGCUUAUACGGUCCUGCAUCCAAGAGCAACGUUUUUUUUAUAAUUAGAAUAAGCAAUAAAUUAUAUGCAUCCGUGCGAUAUAUCCAUACCAAUAAAAAAUGUAAGGAGAUAGCCAACAGCGUCUAACACUACUAGCUAUCAAAAAAACCGCCAAGAGGGCGCCAACAGUUGGAAUGUUCAUAAGAAAGCGCGCUCUCUACGGCAAAUUUGGCCAUUUUCCAACAAAAAGUGUGCAGUGCUAUACGCUGUUGGAGAUAACAAUUAGUUGAACGAGUUUCAUUUUUCGAGCAUCAUUCAUUAAAAGGCUUGUAUUGUAAUUUUUUUUUUGGAUGAAUAUUCAAAUCUUGGAAGAUUUGCCGGAAUGACUUCGGGUAGAGCGAUUUCAAUUGUAGAUUUUAUGUAGUUUAAUGGUUGGUGUUUUUACUUUUUUUUAUGUAGGAACAAUUUUUUUGAGCAAUCGGCUGUCGAAAAACUGCUAUAAAAUGGAACAACUCAAAUCUUGGUCAAAAAACGUAUUUUCCACAAAUCGAAUUUUUUUUCGAAUGAAGAAUGGUUCCAAAAAAUUGUAGAAAAAAUGUAGAAUUCAUUUGCGAAUUUAGUGAACAUUUUGACACGCAAAAAAUACAAUUGAACGUGUACGUAUCGUAUCAUGUUAUUGAAAUAUUUCACCUAAAACCGCCCUUGAACAAGUUUUCGCGUUCAUACGCAAUUGCCCGAAAUUGAAACAUUUUAUGAUUCUACGCUUGCUAAAUGAGAGUGCACUCGAUUUGAUUUCACUCAACAAAGAACGAAAUAAAUUGACUGGAGCUUGCAAAACCACAAUAUAUGUUGAUGGGAAGGUAUUCAUUGCGACGAAAUGGGCCACAGCAAAAACGAACUAUGAAUUCAUUGAACUCAAACGGCACCAAGUUCUUGACUGGGCUGAAAUUACAUUGUGGAUGAAUGAAAUCAUAUACUUCAACAUUUGUGGCGCACUCAGUCCGUGGAAUAUGUAGUAUGAGCUAACUGGGUGAAACGAAAAACGUCCUGAAAAACCCAAAAAUCGACCUAUAAAUUACGAAAAUUAUCCUAAAGAAAUACAAAAAUCGUCCUGAAGAAAUAGAAUGCAGAACAUUAAUAAUUAUUAUAUCAUCCUUGUAAGUUAUAAAUUGCUGGUUCAAAUGCAUACUCUCUGCUGAAUGUGUAUACGGUUCAUCUUGUAUCCAAGGGCAAUGUUAUUUAGAAUGAGCAAUAAAUUAUUAUAUGUAUCCGUACAAA
This is a messenger RNA of Sitodiplosis mosellana (orange wheat blossom midge), 8086 nucleotides long. It is a transcript of the gene Zir, whose product is annotated as dedicator of cytokinesis protein 7. Gene Ontology annotation, molecular function: guanyl-nucleotide exchange factor activity. NCBI's taxonomy places the organism in Eukaryota, Metazoa, Arthropoda, Insecta, Diptera, Cecidomyiidae. The transcript has 18 exons. The record is from RefSeq and is a predicted model, not a curated record. Gene Ontology annotation, biological process: positive regulation of GTPase activity; small GTPase-mediated signal transduction. The coding region runs from base 250 to 6456 and encodes 2068 amino acids.